AUGCAGAAAUCACCUCCCCGGACCAUCACUCUCCGAUUCCGAAGCCGGAACGGGCAGUUCAACCUGAGCGUAGACCCAAAAGGCGACUUCCCCUCUAUCCUCCCACAAGUAGCUGAGAAGCUCCCGAAGAACGUCGACCUCUCCUCCAUCACUGUCAGCAACAAGCCGCAGGGCGGUGAUGCUCGGUUGCUGAGCUCGCUACGAGGCGUUACUUUCCAGCGGAUCGAUUUAGGACAUGGUUCUCUACUCUUCCUCGAAUACCAGGACCAGGAUGGUCAAGCGAACGGCCACGCUUCCGCGGACGGCGCCUCUGCUACGGAAACACGCCGGCUGAACGGCAGGGCCGUUGACCCUUCAGAAUCUAUAUCUUUCGCGCCGCCGCCGCCGCUCGAAUCGGCUACAAGAUUCAUCAAGAAUCCUUGGGAAACCGUCAAGCAGUCGCCGCUGGAUGACCGGUUAGACAAGCAAGAUGGCAAGAUACCGAGACCGCGCGAUCCGAAGAUGUGCAGGCAUGGUCCGAAAGGCAUGUGCGACUACUGCAUGCCGCUUGAGCCCUACAACCCCACCUAUCUCGAGGAAAAGAAGAUCAAGCAUCUAUCCUUCCACUCGUACCUGCGCAAGGUCAACCAAGGGAAGAACAAGCCAGAGUCUGGAAGCUCGUAUAUGCCGCCGUUGAGCGAACCCUACUAUCGCGUACGACCGGACUGUCCUUCCGGACAUGCGCCGUGGCCGGAGGGCAUCUGCACGAAAUGCCAGCCUAGCGCAAUCAGUAUGCAGCGGCAAGAGUUCCGGAUGGUGGAUCACGUCGAAUUUUCUUCUCCAGCUUUGAUCAACACGUUGCUCGACUUCUGGCGAACGUCGGGGAGUCAGAGGCUGGGCAUACUGUACGGUCGAUAUGAGGAAUACACGGAGGUGCCACUAGGCACCAAGGCGGUUGUCGAAGCCAUUUACGAGCCUCCGCAAGUUGACGAACCCGACGGCAUAUCGCUGGGCGAGUGGGAGAACGAGAAAGAGAUCGACGAGCUUGCGCAGAUGUGCGGCCUGCAGAAGGUUGGCAUGAUAUUCACGGACUUGCUAGAUGCUGGUGCAGGCGAUGGUACCGUUGUCUGCAAGCGCCACAUCGACUCCUAUUUCCUCUCAUCGCUCGAGAUCAUUUGGGCCGCUCGCUAUCAGGCCAAGCAUCCAAGGCCUACAAAAUGGAGCGAGACUGGCAGGUUCGGCUCUAACUUUGUCACGUGCGUUGUAAGCGGUGACGAAGAGGGCCAAAUCACAGUCACGGCGUACCAAGCUUCCAACGCGACCGUGGAGAUGGUGCGAGCGGACAUCAUCGAGCCAUCAGCCGAGCCCUCUGUCAUGCUUGUGCAGGACGAGGACGAAGAGAGCCAGCUCGGCCGAGCACGCUACAUCCCUGAGGUGUUCUACCGGCGGAUCAACGAGUAUGGCGCGAACGUGCAGGAAAAUGCGAAGCCUUCUUUCCCCGUGGAGUAUCUGCUUGUCACGCUGACCCACGGCUUCCCCACGUCGGCAAAUCCCCUGUUCAAGAGGAUAGAGUUUCCGGUUGAAAACAGGGAAGCGAUCGGCGUUAGCCAGGAGUUCAGCACGCUGGCGAAACAGCUCAACGCGAGUGCCGGAGGACCGAAUCUCGGUACGCCCAAGGGCAUCGAAACCGUCUCAGACUUCCAUAUGCUGUGCUUCAUUCACGGGGUCGGUAUCCUAGAAAAGAACGAAGAGCGUCUCCUCUGCCGCGUCGCAACCCAGCACGACGCCUCGGACGGCUUCCAGCUGCAGCACAGCCCCGGCUGGGCGACGCUGCUGGCCAUCCUCAAAGAGUCCGGUGAGCAGCGCCCUUCUUCCAAACGCCCCUUGUCGCCCACCUCUGCUGCUUCAGAUGCUGCGGAAUCGCUUGCUAAGCGGGUAAGGGGGGUUAGCUUGAGGUGA
Molecule: messenger RNA, 1938 nt
Organism: Coniosporium apollinis CBS 100218
Lineage: Eukaryota; Fungi; Ascomycota; Dothideomycetes
Product: nuclear protein localization protein 4
Exons: 3
Coding region: 1-1938 (645 amino acids)
Biological process (GO): ubiquitin-dependent protein catabolic process
Cellular component (GO): nucleus
Molecular function (GO): ubiquitin protein ligase binding; ubiquitin binding
Source: RefSeq, a predicted model, not a curated record